Molecule: messenger RNA, 592 nt
Organism: Culex quinquefasciatus (southern house mosquito)
Lineage: Eukaryota; Metazoa; Arthropoda; Insecta; Diptera; Culicidae
Exons: 1
Coding region: 1-489 (162 amino acids)
Source: RefSeq, a predicted model, not a curated record
AUGAGGAUCUGUACAAUGAUAUUGUGUCUUAUGAUCAUGUUAUUCCCAGCUGUCCUGGCUGAUCAAAUUCCCGAGGGUUGUGUAAAGCUUAAAAAUCACCAGAUGGCCUUAUAUCUGGUCAAGUCCGACCUGAAGCACGAUGCCGAUCGACGCCAUGUGACGUCCCGCACAAAAAAUCCGGAACGGUGGACCAUCUACAAGGACGAAAAGUAUCCCAACCAUUACAAACUCAAGCACGAAGAGCUCGGGGAAGAUUUGUUCGAGUCCGUCCAAAGCUACAACGGGAACUACAUCUUCACCUGGAUUCCGAAAAGGUUGAUCAACGACGGUGGUGCUUCGUGGCACAUCUACCAGAGCAGUCCGGGGUACUUUAUGUUGAAGAAUAAAAAGUUCAACCACUGUUUGAAGUGCCUAAAUGUGGAUAAUAUGAUGGCUGCUGAUGCGGGUUGUAAUACCUGGCGGCAUGAGUGGGCGAUUGAAAAGUGCUGAAUUUUGAUUGAAAAUUGUACUAUUUUAUAAAAUUGCGUAAAAUAUUUACAGACGGUCUAUGAGUGCAUACAUUACCAAUAAAUAAAAAUCGGUCAAUCUCAGA